AUGCAUGCGCAUGCCACCAACAAAAAACGACAAAAACUUUAUGAAAAACAGCUUCGAUUAUCAAAUGGUAAAUUUGGAUCAAAAAAGCUAAAUGAUAAUCAGGAUAAUGAUGCUUCUGAGUUAGAAGUUUCUGGUUAUUGGGGCGAUAGUGAUGAUAGUGGGUGGGAGAGUGAGAUUAAUUUAGAGAAUGAAAAGAAAAUUCAAUCAAAUUUUAUGAAGAUAAAAUUAG
Messenger RNA from Funneliformis mosseae, 229 nucleotides. The record is from the annotation of a GenBank genome assembly. Lineage: Eukaryota; Fungi; Glomeromycota; Glomeromycetes; Glomerales; Glomeraceae.